Molecule: messenger RNA, 926 nt
Organism: Paramecium octaurelia
Lineage: Eukaryota; Ciliophora; Oligohymenophorea; Peniculida; Parameciidae
Source: the annotation of a GenBank genome assembly
GUUUAAUAUUAUAUUUUUCAUAAUGCAAAAGCAAAUUUAUAAACAACAUGAAAAUUCAGAUGUUGUAAAAUAUGGGAACAACACCGGAUUGUUGUUCACUUGUGAUCAUGCUACUAAUGUGUAAAUAAUCAUUAAAUUAUUUAGAUUGCCAUAAGGUCAUGAAUGGUCAGAAGAGGAUCAAAGAAAUUUCGCAAACACUCAUUGGGCUGUAGACAUAGGGUAAACAAAUUCUCUAUCUAUAGAGCAUUGAAUUUGGCAAAAUAUUUGGCCAAUCACACUGAGUCUACUCUUGUGAAUAGUAAAUACAGGUACAAAAUCCGAAAAUAUUUAGUCGACUUUAUUGCGAUGUCAAUAGGCAAAUUCAGUCAGAAUCACUCUUCAGGUAGACAGGAGAUAACCAAAAAAUUGAAUUGAAUUAAAGUAAGGAACAAAAUUUAAUGUUUCAGAUUUAUCUCUUGAAGAACAAUGGAUAAGAAUCCAAUACCAUUCAAACUAUCAUUUUGAAGUUAGAUAAGCCAUACAUGAAUUAAAACCUAAAUUUAUUUAUUCAAUUCACUCCUUUACACCUGAAUAUGAGGGAAAAAAGAGAGAUGUUGAGAUAGGCAUAUUGACUAGCAUCUUCGAUGAAUUCGGAGAGGCGCAUCAACAAAUUCUAAAAAAUAAAGGAUACGAUUGUAGAAUCAAUGAACCUUAUACUGGAAAAAAAGGUUUAAAUUAUUCUAUUGACUGGUACAAAUGUUUAAGUAACUUUUUCUAGUGCGUGUUUGACUUUUGCUAAACCGACAGUUGGAACUUUGUUUGAAGUUAGGAACGACAUCCUCAGCAACCCAGAGAGAUUUGCGAAGGUUUCUGCAGACAUACUAGCAACCAUAUUAGAAGUCAUUGGAAAAUGGAAAUGAGUUAUUAUAUAUAGAUUAAUUAAACAU